Malaclemys terrapin pileata is the source of this 2465-nucleotide messenger RNA. RefSeq lists its product as uncharacterized. The transcript is spliced from 2 exons. The record is from RefSeq and is a predicted model, not a curated record. Bases 1458 to 2360 code for a protein of 300 amino acids. Lineage: Eukaryota; Metazoa; Chordata; Testudines; Emydidae.
GUCAGGCUCUCUAUAAUUGGCCCCAAUGGUGUCAAUUUUCUCUCUGUUGGUCUCUGUUUCCCCCCUCCCAAAUGGUACAGCCCCAGCACGGUAGGCGCGCGGUAGACCUUAACCCUGAGUUAGAACAGUCCGCUGGGCCGGCCAGAAACAUGCCCGAAGUUUUCUGAACCAAGGCCCAGCGGUGAAAGGCAAGCAGAGAGCCUGGCAAAGGGAGGAAAAGAACGGGAUGCAGAGGGAGAACACGCCGCGCUGGGCGGACGGACGCUUCCUCAGUCUCCGCAGUUUAUUUAGGGACGGUUGGUGGUCGGCCCAUAGCGGAACCAGGCCCCAGCCUCAGUCUGUCCCCGCGCGCCUGAGAGAGGAAGUCACGUGUCUGUGGCCUGAUCCGCCAAUCCUAGGGGAGGCGGCGGGCUCGCCCAUCAGCGCGGCUCUCUCUGCGCCUGCCCCCCGCUGGGACAGCCUGGGGGCGGAGCUUGGCGGUAGGCGCUUGGGUGAGGGCGGGGCUCAGACACCCCGCGGCGCCGGGCGCCUGCGGAGAAGUCGCACUGAGGCGUCGGCCCGGGCUGUGCGCGCGACCCGGAGCCGUCACUGCUCUUUCCGCCCUCCCUCCCCACCGCGCGACUCCGUGUGACCGGCCUGCGGGAGCCUGGGCGAUGGGUCUCGUGACAGGCUCUGUUCCCAGGCAAACCAGCGCAGGGAAAAGGCUGGGGAUGCCCCGCCCUUGGGCAUCAGCCCAGUGACUGCCGGCCCCGCGCAGCUGGGGGGAAUGGGUGUGGCGGGGGCUGUCAGACCCGCAGGGCAGCGACCCUUGGCUUGUAAGCAAGUGUGUGCACUUGUAAUGCUGGGUGCGAGCGGGCUACGUUUGCACCUUUGCUACUGAUACUAUUGUUUGGCUGAAGACAGUCUACUAGGCUACAAUACUUCUCUUAGGCCUGGUCUACACUAUGAGUUUAAUUCGGAUUUAGCAGCAUUAAAUCGAAUUAACCCUGCACCUGUCCACACAACGAAGCCAUUUAUUUCAAAAUAAAGGGCUCUUAAAAUCGAUUUCUGUACUCCACCCCGACGAGCGGAGUAGCGCCAAAAUCGAUAUUGUCAUUUCGAAUUAGGGUUAGUGUGGCCGCAAUUUGAUGGUAUUGGCCUCCGGGAGCUAUCCCACAGUGCACCAUUGUGACCGCUCUGGACAGCAAUCUGAACUCGGAUGCACUGGCCAGGUAGACAGGAAAAGCCCCGCGCACAUUUGAAUUUCAUUUCCUGUUUGCCCGGUGUGGAGAGCACAGGUGACCACAGAUAGCUCAUCAGCACAGGUAACCAUGCAGGCUGAUAAUUGAAAAAGAGCACUUGCAUGGACCGUACGGGAGGUACUGGAUCUGAUCGCUAUAUGGGGAGAGGAUUCAGUGCAAGCAGAACUUCGUUCAAAAAGACGAAAUGCCAAAACUUUUGAAAAAAUCUCCAAGGUCAUGAUGGAGAGAGGCCACAGUAGGGACUCAGAUCAGUGCCGCAUGAAAGUCAAGGAGCUCAGACAAGCCUAUCAAAAAACAAAGGAGGUGAACGGUCGCGCCGGGUCAGAGCCGCGGACAUGCCGCUUCUACGCCGAGCUGCAUGCAGUUCUAGGGGGGGCCGCCACCACUACCCCACCUGUGACCGUGGAUUCUGAGGCGGGGAUAAUCUCAUCAGCUACACCUGAGGAUUCUGCGGACGGGGAAGAGGAGGAGGAGGAGGACGAGCUUGCAGAGAGCACACAGCACUCCGUUCUCCCCAACAGCCAGGAUCUUUUUCUCAGCCUGACUGAAGUACCCUCCCACCCCAGUAUCCAAGACCACGACCGCAUGGAAGGGACCUCAGCAGCUGCAAAUUCUUCAAGCCUCCCUCCUCCGUCCCGAAGGCUAUCACAGAUAAGGUGUCAGAAAAAGAAGAUGCGAGACGAUAUGUUCGCAGAAAUCAUGGAAUCCACCCACAGUGACAGAGCUCAUCUGAAUGAGUGGAAGGACACGGUUUCAAAGUAUAGGAAAGAAGCCAGUGAACGUGAGGACAGGAGGGACCAACGUGAGGACAGGAGGGACCAACGUGAGGACAGGAGAGACGCUCGAGAUGAGAGGUGGCGGCAGGAAGAUCAGAGGAGGCAGGAUGCGACGCUGGGGCUGCUGCGUGAGCAAACAGACAUGCUCCGGCGUCUAGUGGAGCUUCAGGAAUGGCAGCAGGAUAACAGAGUGCCGCUACAGCCCCUGUAUAACCCCCUUCCCCCCUCACCAUGUUCCAUAGCCUCCUCACCCAGACGUGUAAGAACGCGUGUGGGGAGGCUCCGUACACCUUCCCAUUCCACCCCAGUGGACAGCCCAAGCAAAAGGCUGUCAUUUUUUUAACCUUUUUUUAGUGGCCUUUUCCUUCCCGCCGAUCCUCCUCCCAAACUCCACCCGGGUUCCCUCCCUCUUUUUUAAUCUAUUAAUAAAGAAUAAAUGAUUUUUAAA